AUGCGACGACCAUCCCCCGGCCAUCGAUUAUGGGGAGCGACGGCUGGCGGCGGUGGUGCCGGAGCAUGCACGGGCUUUGGAGCUGCAAGUGCACGAGCUGGGCAAGGUGUCUCUCGAAAUAGGGAGAACAUUGAUGAUGCUAGGUGGGGCAGUGGCAACCGCAACAAUGAAGAAGUUUUUCUAAUGAGGAAUGGUUCAGCAACAACGGAAGCUUGGACAGGACUGGUAAACAAUGACAUCAACUAUGUUUGGAACCAUGGCCGUAAGUUUGAAGGAGGAUUUCACUGUCGAUAUUGCAACCUAAGGAGCAGGGGAGGUGGUGCAACCCGCUUCAAGGAGCAUCUUGGGCAUGUAAUAGGUGAAGUGAGAGAGUGCCCGAAUGUUCCAAGAAAUAUUCGUGAUGCAAUGAAGGGUGCCCGAAAUGCGACAAGGCAGAAGAAGAGGGAGAAGGCAACCCGUAAACUCAGAAUUGAAAGAGAGAUUAUGGAUGGGUUAUAUCGCAGAGAAGGGGUUAUAAAUCUUGAAAGUGAUGAUGAACAUAUUCAGAUGAAACUUCGGGAGUCACUUAAGGACAAGAACAUCUCUCGCGCAGUUGAGAGGAGGCAGGGCAGUGGUGGUGGUGUUCGUGUUUCCCUUGGGAAAAGGAGUAUCACAGCCUUCUUUGACAAGGAGUUAUCGAGCAACAAAGUGUCAAUGCAACCGAAGAUUACCACUGCUAUGGAUCCUGAGUCGAGAGAUGUACUUGGGCAAGCUUGGGCGAAGUUUUUUCAAGCCAAUGACAUUGCUGGUUUGAAAGCUGAUUGUCCAUACUUUCGAGCGGCAAUGAAGAUCACUCAACAGCUUGGUCCAACUCCUAUCCCAACUGCAAAGGAGAUUGAUGGGAUAUACUUGGACAAGAACUAUGAUGAAGCUACAGAGUGGCUAAAGCUGUUUAAGCAAGAUUGGAAGAACUACGGAGUUACUGUGAUGUGUGAUUCAUGGACUGGACCUACUGGUAUGAGUAUUAUCAACUUCAUGGUGUACUGCAAUGCACGGAUGUUUUUUCAUAAAUCAGUUGAUGCAUCUGGUCAAACUCAGAAUUCAGAAUUUCUCUACAGAGAGAUUAAAAAGGUUGUUGUUGAAGAGAUAGGCCAUGAGAACGUUGUUCAAAUUGUAACAGACAAUGGUUCAAAUUAUAAGAAGGCAUGUAAAACUCUGGUAGAACAACCUGAAUAUGAUCAUAUCGUGUGGCAGCCAUGUGCUGCCCACACUGUUAACCUCAUGCUUAAAGAUAUAGCUAAAUUUCCUGAGGUUGAUGUGAUAGUUAAAAGUGCCAAGCAGAUCUGUAGGUUUUUCCAUAAUCACAAUAACCUACAUGAUAGCAUGAAAAAAAAUGUUGGUGGUGAACUUAUAAAACCAAAUGCCACCCGUUUUGGAACGGUGUUCAUGUUUCUUCAGAGUUAUCAUGAAAAGAAAGACCAGUUUAGGAAAUGGAUGGUGUCUGAUAAUUGGAAGGAGUGCAUUUGGAAGGAUGAUCCUGAUUAUGUGUUCGCCGAGGAGCUACUAUCUAGCAAUAUGUGGUGGGCAGCCUUAGAGUGGGUUCUUCACAUGUUGGAGCCACUCUAUAAAGCCCUUAGAUAUGCUGAUACUCAAAAGAAGUGCACUCUAUCUGGAUUCAAGAAGAGCAUGAUGUCAGCUGUACAAGAUAUGGGUUCUCAUCUUGGUGCUGGGUCAGCAAUCUUCCAUAGAGUCAUGAGCAAGGUGUCCAAGAGGAUUGAUGCCAUGCAAAAAGACACUCUAAUGGUUGCAGCUGCUGUCCUUGAUCCUUAUACACAUUAUCAAAUCAACAUGAGCAAUAUUCCAGAGUUCGCUGCUGCACUAACUGAUGCCAUAGAGAAAAUAGCAGACCCAGAUAGUGCUGUUUUGGCCAUUCAUGAAAUCAGCACUUACAGGGAAUGCCGUGGGAGGUUUGGCCAGAGGGUUGCACGCUUGUCGGCAGGAAAUAUGUCACCAACUGAGUGGUGGUUCCAGUUUGGAGGGGAAGUUCCCAAUCUGCAGAAGUAUGCAUUGAGAAUUGUAUCACAGUGUGUGUCAUCAAGUGGAUGUGAGAGGAAUUGGAGCAAUUUUGCUUUGGUCCACACGAAGCAAAGAAAUCGUCUUCUGUAUGGCAAGCUGCACAAGUGUGUAUCUGUGCGUUACAACUUGAGGAUACGGGCUGAAGAAGACCAAGACCCAGUGAGAGAGAAUGCUAAGGAGAAAGAGGUUGAUCCAUGUGCAAUGAUGAUGGACACAACCAUGUUUGAUGAAUCAAAUCCAAUGCUGGAGUAGUUGAAUGAGGAUGGGGAGCAUACAGUCUUGGAUGGAUCUGAGGCUGCUAGCGCCGUGUUUGAAAAAAUACGUUCGCUCAACUCAAGUAGGAAAGAAAAUCAUCUUGGAAGGAAGGACAAUAGCAGGAAAAGAACAAGGGCAAUGGAGGAAGAAGAGGAGGAUGCCUACAAUGAUUCUGAGGAUGAUGAAGAAGAAGAGAAUGAGUAUAUUGAUGUUGAAGAUGACUCUGACAAUGAAGAUGGUGAAGAUGACAGUGCAAGUGAAGCUGAUGGAGAGGUGUCAGGCCAAGCUGAAAAAGAUGGAGCAAACC
This is a messenger RNA of Lolium rigidum, 2617 nucleotides long. RefSeq lists its product as uncharacterized. The transcript is spliced from 7 exons. The coding region runs from base 1 to 2307 and encodes 768 amino acids. Gene Ontology annotation, molecular function: DNA binding; protein dimerization activity. The record is from RefSeq and is a predicted model, not a curated record. NCBI's taxonomy places the organism in Eukaryota, Viridiplantae, Streptophyta, Magnoliopsida, Poales, Poaceae.